AGGUCAUCCAAAAUGGCGCGAAGUUUCUGAAUGUUCGUGCAGCACACAGGAGGACUCACCGCUUGUCUGUACGUUUGAAGGAUUUACACGUAAUAACCAUGGCGAUCCCGAUCAACAUGAGGAGCCUGACGUGUGUGGAGUAUCCUGGGCGUGUCAAGAACGUGGACAAGAUGUUAGAAACACUUGGUGGAGAGGAAAACGUCUCAAAGGCUGCCUGUGACUCUAGCCGUCGGCUUGACCUGCGGUUCCGGCCGGGUGACCCGUACUGCCGCCCCGUGUACGGUGACAGGUUCCCAACGUCCAGUCUGCUGCUCAGGGUCACCAGGAGGAGGAGGGUUAGGAAAAAUAGAACAAAAGGGUCUGAUGAAGAUGCUGCACCAGGCAGUUCCUCCACAGUUACCAAGGAGACACCAGCUCCCUCUGCAGUAACCAUGGAAACUCCAGCUCCUUCCACAGUAACCAUGGAAACACAAGCUCCUUCCACAUCUGCUUCUACUACAAGCCCUCCUGAAGAGGAGAGGGUGACAUACAACACAGAAGUGCUGGGGAUAGUGGAUACUACAUACAGGUUCCAAGCCAUGGCAGAUUUCCAGUACCUCCCCCUACACCGUACCCCUGACGGCAGGACCGUCCAGUUAUAUGACCAGCUGUUGUUAGGUGGUCUGGAGGGGGGAGACUUCUAUCAGAAGGAUGUCCCCCUGUUCGUCCCCCCUGCCACGUUCUCACGGAUCGACACGCCACAAAACUACCACUACAAGAAGGACCCUACCCACAACUUCAAAAACCCCAUGAAGGCCCUCUCGUCCAGUAACCUGAUCGGGGUAGCCCGGGCCCGCAGGCCUCACAACGCUAUCUUCGUCAACUUUGAGGAGCUGCAUGUCCCGACUAAACCACUAGAUGGCGCUGUUGUCCACAUGGACAAGUACAAUCUUCAUGGUGAACUGGAGGAGUUAACAAAGUUGUUCCAGGAGCGCCCGAUCUGGUCGCGAAACGCACUGCAGGUUCGGAGCGGGAUCCGGCUGAUGCGACUGAAGCUACUUCUGCCGCUCUGCGGUUACUACGCCGUCACCGGGCCAUGGAGGUCACUCUGGGUCAAGUUCGGCUACGACCCGCGCAAGGACCCGACCGCCAAGCAGUAUCAGCUUCUGGACUUCAGGGUCAGACAAAAACCCGAAGCCAAAGGUCUCCUUGUGAAAGCCAAACGGAGCACCUUUAACUACACCCUGCCCACCAUGACUCACAAGCCUCAACCUCAGGUUGUGAUGAUGAAAGACUUUGCAGACAGCCCAGGAGCCGGGUCCAGUGGGGAGGGGGAGAGACAGGAUGGCAGGACUAAGGAGGACUUGGAGAAGGAGUCGACAUACCUGUUCCGUCCCGGGAUGCUGCCCGCGUACCGUCAGAUGUUCUACCAGCUGUGUGACCUCCACGACCCCAGAAUUCAGGCGCUGGUUCACGAGAACGACGGGAAAGAGACAACCUGUAUGGAGAAGGACGGCUGGUGUCUGCCAAACACGAAGGCCAAACUACGAGACAUUAUCUCUGCAGAAGUCAGCAAGAUAUCCAAGAUGAAACACAAAGAUAAGAAGGGGAGAGGAGUGAGAUCAGGAGCUGGUCCUGAUGUGAGGGGGGAGGAGGAGGAAGAAGACGAUGAUGACAAUGAUGAAGAUGAUGAUGAUGACAUGUCAGACUCUGAGGUUGAUCCUGACCAGCAGGUCGCACAAGACAGCGACAAUGAGAUGGAAACAGAGAUGCUGGAGUUCUUAUAAAAACUCUUAUCUGUAAAAAGAUAUUUAUUACAUCGCUGAUCAUGAAGGAUAGGCAUCCAUAUACAAGAACCUACAAAACAUGGAGCUUCCAUCCAUACAAUGAUUGUACCAAAGGGUUGACACCAGUAUUAAAUCUCCACAAACCAUGAAGUAACUGAGUCAUAUUUACUAGCAUGUGAGUGCUGCAUUAAGCUUCAUGAUAGAUUUUAUCUGUAAAAGCACAUGCCCAACUCAAGUACAAUUUGUAUAAUGCUAGUUCACCUCUAUGGCGUAACCUAUAUCGGUAUCAUUUUAGAACAGUAUGUAGGGAUAUCAAGUCAAGGGAUGGUGGUUUCAAAUUGUAAUAGUUUCAACAAAAUAUUGCUGUUUAAAACCACAGCCUGUCAACUUGACAUCCUUGAAUUUUGUUUUUAAAUACAUAUAGGUUACCCAGAAGAUAAA
Molecule: messenger RNA, 2207 nt
Organism: Branchiostoma floridae (Florida lancelet)
Lineage: Eukaryota; Metazoa; Chordata; Leptocardii; Amphioxiformes; Branchiostomatidae
Product: general transcription factor 3C polypeptide 5-like
Exons: 10
Coding region: 99-1766 (555 amino acids)
Biological process (GO): transcription initiation at RNA polymerase III promoter
Cellular component (GO): transcription factor TFIIIC complex
Source: RefSeq, a predicted model, not a curated record